This is a messenger RNA of Doryrhamphus excisus (bluestripe pipefish), 3140 nucleotides long. It is a transcript of the gene cxxc5a, whose product is annotated as CXXC finger protein 5a. The record is from RefSeq and is a predicted model, not a curated record. Gene Ontology annotation, cellular component: nucleus. NCBI's taxonomy places the organism in Eukaryota, Metazoa, Chordata, Actinopteri, Syngnathiformes, Syngnathidae. Gene Ontology annotation, molecular function: zinc ion binding; methyl-CpG binding.
GCAUGUUCCUCUCAGCGAGUGGGGUUGUAGAGGUGGGAUCGCCAGGACGGGAGAAGGCAGGCUGGGGGGAACCCACGCGUCCGAGCCCCAUGGAAAGUCCGCCUUUGCCAAACAACUGACGAGUGGCUGUUGUUGAUUUUUCUCCUCGUUUGUUCUCAGCAUACGGACGCACUGUAGGCUACUUGUGGAAAGAGAGGAGUGGUGAUAAGCUUGUCCUUCCUUCCCGCUUUUGGGUGUUUUUUUUGUGUGUCACCAUUGCGCACAACAAGGCUUGAGAGACUGAGCUCUUGGACUGUGGGAGCCCCCCCUCAGCUCGGAUCUGUUCCGGUUCCAGAUGGCCCAUGGAAGAACGUGGAUGAGGGCUUUGCUGUAGAGCAGGCAGAAGGCCUGUCUGUUGUCAGUGGACUGAUUAGUCCAUCAAGGACCGGCAUCACUCUCACCAGGGAACAGAACGGACCCGGAAAAGGUUUUCCACACUUAUCCCUGCCCCCUUUCCACCCUUAUCCCCAACCCAGGCGGCACAUACGCUCUGGACCAUGUCUGGCGGGCUGUCCCACGCGGGCCGGACUGAGGACCUGGAACGGAGUAGCUGCAAACAGGACUCUCCUGUUAUAGAACGCAGGAAUCGCAGUGGCAUCAUCAGUGCACCACUAAACAAGAGCCUUAAGAACUCCCGCACUCUCUCACAGUACACAGCGGUCUCCUCCGCCAACAGCAAUGGACACAAAGACAAUAGUGAGACAAAGAGCCACUCGGCCAAGCCUCAACCACCUACACCGCCCCAGCCCACUGUCUCUGCACUGACAGCAGCCAAGUUGGACCGAACCCUAGAACAGGUUCUGGAGGGACAGAAUGGCCUGCUGCACUUUGCCCAGGCAGCAGCACUUUUAAAGCGGGCCGGUAUGGAGCACAUGCUUCUUCCUGGGGGCAUGGGAGUGGGAGUUGGCGGAGGAGAUACAGGCUCGGGGGCUAGCGACUUGGAGGGUACGUCUGUCACGGACGCCGUAGGUGGUCCUGUUGACUUUCCAUAUGGAGUAGGAGGCGGCUUCCCCUUCAACCCGGGGCUUUUCAUUAUGACGCCGGCUGGAGUGUUUCUGGCGGACAGCGCGCUGCACAUGGCCGGCCUGACCGAGUACCCGGCACAGAACGAGUUGGCCUCUGCCAUCAACUCCGGUAAAAAGAAGCGAAAACGUUGCGGCAUGUGUCCACCUUGCCGGCGGCGGAUUAACUGUGAGCAGUGCAGCAGCUGCCGGAAUCGCAAGACAGGGCAUCAGAUCUGCAAGUUUCGCAAAUGCGAGGAACUGAAGAAGAAGCCCUCUGCUGCUCUGGAGAAGGUGAUGCUUCCUACAGGAGCGGCAUUCCGGUGGUUCCAGUAGGACUUCUCCUCUUCCUCUCCCUUACCCAAAGCUCUGCCAUCAAGUGCAAUGCCAACUCUUUGGAUUGUCUCCGGACACUGGCUAAUAAAUAAACAAGCAACAACAAGAAAAUACUAUUUAAAAAAAAAAAAAAAGAACAGAAACAAAGCAGAAAAAAAGAUCUGUGGGGUAAUGGAUGCGCCUACUUAUUUCUUGAACCAAAAAUGAAGUGUGAAGAAAAGCAUCUAUGGAAACUUUAAUUCCCUUUUCUAUGUUUCCAUUUUGGUACCUUUUUGUCCUUUUUCCAGCAGCUUUUUUUUCCCAUGUCGCCUGAACAUGGAUCGGUUUAUUGCCAGAAGCAGAAAUGACGGACCCAAGUGUGGACAAUCAACUAAUUUCUGUGUUUGGUGUUAAUGUUGUUCAUGUGUGGAAAGAUACAGUACCUGUGUAGAGAAUGUACUUUUACAGCUAUAUAUUUUAAAACUAGUGGCUAAUGGCAAACAUGCUUGUAAUUCUUCACUAUUACGUUACCGAAACCUUUGUCUGUUUUGAACAAACAACAAAACGGUUUUUCCAACACAUCCAAACAGGAAACAAAAACCGACACUCCGCGGUAAUGUCGCCCAUCUUCAGCCCUUGUCUGCAUUUUCAAACUUUUUUUUUUUUUAUGUGCAACUGGCAGCCUUACAUUUGUUAUUUUGGCCCCUACUGAGCAUGCUCUGUAGCAUGCUAUCCGGCCGAUAGCACUAAGAGACAGCACUUGCUCUGAGUCUACCCUACUGAACGCACUGAGACAAGAUGACUUUUUUUUGUAUUUGCUUUGUUUAUUUGUUCUAUUUUCAUGAUUUUUGUUAUGUUGUCGGGUAGCUGCAGCUCUUAAGAAUAACCGAUCUUUGUAUUUGUUUAGAAAAUUGGACUGUUUUUUGUGAAUAAAGAGGAAUGCAUGUAUUUGUGUCAAAUGUACAAUUCUGAUUCUGGUUGUCCACUUCUCACUCAUUUCAUUUCAAAAAGUAUAUAUUAUGAUUAUUACGCUGGGGCCUCUGUGUGUGGAGUUUGCAUGUUCUCCCCGUGCAUGCGUGGGUUUUCUCCGGGUACUCCGGUUUCCUCCCACAUUCCAAAAACAUGCUAGGUUAAUUGGUGACUCCAAAUUGUCCAUAGGUAUGAAUGUGAGUGUGAAUGGUUGUUUGUCUAUAUGUGCCCUGUGAUUGGUUGGGGACCAGUCCAGGGUGUACCCCGCCUCUCGCCUGAAGACAGCUGGGAUAGGCUCCAGCAUGCCCAAGACCCUAGUGAGGAUAAACGGUACAGAAAAUGGAUGGAUGGAAGAGUACAAAUAUUUAACAAUGUUUUUCAAACACAAACUUAAGACAAAGACAAAGCUCUCCUGACAUCCCACUGUUCCUGUAAAAGUGUAAAAAGAAGUUAAUCACAUACUUGCUUCACCAACAUAAUGCGAAGGGGAUGCCAAUUUGCCUCACUUUGUUAAAAGAAGCUUUAGAAAAGAAUGAGAAGGUGAUGCAGAUGUGCAAGUGUAAAGGAGUGUGUGUAAAAAGAAAUGAAAUCACAAAAACAAUAGCUCAAUAACAGCUGGAAUCUACCCCAGGUGACGUGCAGUAGGUUUCCAGUGGGGGCUAUUAAUCCGUUGCUAUUUGCAUGACGUCAGCUUCCCAAGUGUACAAUGUCAUUUGACUUCAGAGCUUCCACUCUACUUUUUUUUUAACAAUGUUAUCAAGGCUUUGGUGUCUGCCUUGAGUUGUGCACAUGUGAUACAUUAGCCAAGUGGAAGAA